Messenger RNA from Poecile atricapillus (Black-capped chickadee), 3310 nucleotides. RefSeq names its product deleted in malignant brain tumors 1 protein-like. The transcript has 20 exons. Gene Ontology annotation, cellular component: membrane. The coding region runs from base 6 to 3296 and encodes 1096 amino acids. NCBI's taxonomy places the organism in Eukaryota, Metazoa, Chordata, Aves, Passeriformes, Paridae. The record is from RefSeq and is a predicted model, not a curated record.
CGGCCAUGGCGGCUCCAGGUGCGCUCACCUGGGGGCUGCUCUACCUGGCAGGUGUGCUGAGCUCAGGUGAGCCGGGACAGCCGCGCUCAGGUGCGCCCGAGGAGGGCCAGGUGCGCCUGGCCGGGGGCCCGCACAGGUGCGCGGGGCGCGUCGAGGUGUUCCACGCGGGCAGGUGGGGCACGGUGUGCGACGACGCCUGGGAGCUGCCGGACGCGCAGGUGAGCUGCCGCCAGGUGCGCUGCGGCCCCGCCCUCUGGGCGCCAGGUGCGGCGCAGUUCGGGCGGGGCUCAGGUGAGAUCUGGCUGGACGAGGUCACCUGCGCCGGGAACGAGACUCACCUGGGCCAGUGCCACGCCCGGCCCUGGGGACACAACGACUGCUUCCAUGGAGAGGACGCGGGGGCCGUGUGCGCAGGUGUUGCAGACUCCCUGGAGCCGGAGCCGCCUCACCUGCACCUGUCCGGGGGCCGGCACCGCUGCGCGGGGAGGGUGGAGCUGCUGCACCUGGGCAGGUGGGCCGGGGUCUGCGGCCACACCUGGGGCCCGCGGGAGGCUCAGGUGGUCUGCAGGUACCUGGGCUGCGGGACCCCCCUGGCUGACGCACCUGGGGACGCCCCCGGGGACGCACCUGGGGACGCACCUGGGCAGGUGUGGCUGGAGCAGGUGAGCUGCGAAGGCACCGAGAGGGACCUGAGGCACUGCAGGGCGGGGCCCUGGCGGGAGCGCACCUGCGAGCGGGGGGGCGUGGCCAGCGUGGCGUGCUCAGGCUCCGCGCUGGCCACGCCCCCCCAGGUGCGGCUGGCGGGGGGGCCGCACAGGUGCGCGGGCCGCGUGGAGGUGUCGCACCUGGGCAGGUGGGGCACGGUGUGCGACGACACCUGGGCGUUCCCCGCGGCCGCCGUGGUUUGCCGCUACCUGGGCUGCGGACAGGUGAUCGCGGCCCCGCCCCGCGCGCGCUUCGGGCCCGGCCGCGGCCCCGUGUGGCUGGACGGGCUCACCUGCACAGGUGAGGAGGCCGCGCCCUCCGAGUGCCGCCACAAGGGCUGGGGAGUGCACACCUGUGAGCACAGCGAGGACGCCGGGGUGGUGUGCGCAGGUUCUGGCCUGGCUGACCUGACUCACCUGCGCCUGGCCGAGGGCCCGCACAGGUGCGCCGGGCGGCUGCAGGUGCUGCACGAGGGGCGCUGGGGCGGGGUCUGCGGCCUCACCUGGGCGCUGCCGGCCGCCCGCGUCACCUGCCGCUACCUGGGCUGCGGCCCCGCCCUGCGGGCCGGCCAGGUGAGCGUCGGGAGGGAGGAGCUCACCUGGCUGGAGUCGCUCAGGUGUAACGGCAGCGAGUGGAGCCUCCUCGAGUGCCAGGUGAGGCUGUGGGGCGCCCCCUACUGCCCGCACGCCACCCUCACCUGUGCGCGGCCAGGUGAGACCCUGGCACUCUCAGCUGAGCCCCAGGUGUCCCCAGGUGAGCUCCAGGUGUCACCAGGUGAGCUCCAGGUGUCACCAGGUGAGCCCCAGGUGUCACCAGGUGAGCUCCUGGUGCCCUCAGGUGUGACCACGGUGCCCUCAGGUGAGCCCCUGGCACCCCCAGGUGCAUCCCAGCCGCGUCCAGGUGUGACCCUGGCGCCCCCAGGUGUGCCCCAGGCGUCUCCAGGUGUGCCCCAGGCGUCUCCAGGUGUGCCCCAGGUGUCUCCAGGUGUGCCCCAGGCGUCUCCAGGUGAGUUCCUGGCACCCUCAGGUGUGCCCCCAGGUGUGAGCCCGGAACCCUCAGGCGUGCCCCCAGGUGCGACCGUGACACCCUCAGGUGUGCCCCCAGGUGCGACCGUGACACCCUCAGGUGUGCCCCCAGGUGCAACCGUGACACCCUCAGGUGCGCCCGAGGAGGGCCAGGUGCGCCUGGCCGGGGGCCCGCACAGGUGCGCGGGGCGCGUCGAGGUGUUCCACGCGGGCAGGUGGGGCACGGUGUGCGACGACGCCUGGGAGCUGCCGGACGCGCAGGUGAGCUGCCGCCAGGUGCGCUGCGGCCCCGCCCUCUGGGCGCCAGGUGCGGCGCAGUUCGGGGAGGGGGCGGGGCCCAUCUGGCUGGACAGGUUGGGCUGCACAGGUGAGGAGACUCACCUGGCCCAGUGCCCCGCCCGGCCCUGGGGACAGCACACCUGCACCCACCGGGAGGACGCCGGGGCCGUGUGCGCAGGUGAAGGGACAGCCCCCGGCCAGGUGCCGUCUCCCCAGGUGCGUCUCUCAGGUGCACCCGACAGGUGCGCGGGGCGGGUGGAGGUGCUGCACGCUCACCUGUGGGGCACGGUGUGCGACGACGGCUGGGGCCUGCGGCAGGCUCAGGUGCUCUGCGCUCACCUGGGCUGCGGCCACGCCCUGGAGGCGCUGGGGGCCGCCAGGUACGGCCAGGGGGCGGGGCCAAUCUGGCUCGAUGACGUCAUCUGCACGGGAAAGGAGCGCGACUUCUUCAGGUGCGCCCACCGCACCUGGGGGGAUCACAACUGCCAGCACGCCGAGGACGCGGCGGUGGUGUGCGCAGGUAACUCCAGCUCACCUGAGGUGCGGCUGGUGGCCGGGCCGCACCUGUGCGCAGGUAGGGUGGAGGUGCUGCACGAGGGGCGCUGGGGGACGGUCUGCGACCACGGCUGGGACCUGCGGGACGCACAGGUGGUCUGCCGCCAGCUGGGCUGUGGGAGGGCGCUGGCGGCUCGAGGCCACGCCCACUUUGGGCAGGGCUCGGGCCAGGUGUGGCUGAGCGACCUCACCUGUUUGAGCGGGGAGCGACACCUGUGGCACUGCCCCGGCCCCACCUGGGGCAACAACACCUGCGGGCACGAGGAGGACGCGGCGGUGGAGUGCACAGCCCCCCCGUCGGUCCCCACCCCGCCUCCGGAGCCGCUCCAGGUGCGCCUGGCGGGGGGCCCGGGCAGGUGCGCGGGGCGGGUGGAGGUGUUACACCUGGGCAGGUGGGGCACGGUGUGCGACGACACCUGGGACCUGCGGGCGGCCCGGGUCACCUGCCGGCACCUGGGCUGCGGCCCCGCCCUCAGCGCACCUGGCGGCGCCCGCUUCGGGCCCGGCCGCGACCCCGUCUGGCUGGACCAGGUGAGCUGCUCAGGUGAGGAGCUCACCUUGGACAGGUGCGAGCUGCGGCAGUGGGGAGAGCACGACUGCGGCCACGAGGAGGACGCGGGGGUGGUGUGCGCAGGUGAGCAACGACAGGUGUGUGCAGGUGUGAACAGGUGUGAACAGGUGUGUGUGAACAGGUGUGUGCAGGUGUGUCCUGACAGGUGUGAGCAGGUGUGAACAGGUGUGAACAG